Messenger RNA from Adineta ricciae, 420 nucleotides. NCBI's taxonomy places the organism in Eukaryota, Metazoa, Rotifera, Eurotatoria, Adinetida, Adinetidae. The record is from the annotation of a GenBank genome assembly.
AUGGUUGGUACUUAUGAUACUGAACAAGAAAGAAUGAUUGACAAAAAUAAACGUAUCGCUUUUCGUGAAGCUCGCGAUGCUGGUGCAGCAUUUAUUAAUCGACAAUGGAUCGCGGAGAAAAUUCGCCGCAUAACCCGUUUUGUCACAGAAUGACCGAAUUAUCAAAAUGAUAGAAUUUGGGCCUUAAAUGUCGAAGAUAUUGAAGAUGAUGAAAGGUACCGUGAAAUGGUCCAAAAUCAAGUAUGCAUUGGGAUUUUUAUUAUAUUUACUUGCAAGAGAUUACUUUGGGUGAUUAAAGGUAAGGGCGAGUCUUUGACUGAUGAUUAUUUUCGUGACAUAAUUCCANAAAAUACCAAUAAAUUAACCGACAUGGGCCGUCGAGGAAACGCCAGGAUACGGUCCGUAUCCUGGAGCUCGUAA